Molecule: messenger RNA, 1558 nt
Organism: Myripristis murdjan (pinecone soldierfish)
Lineage: Eukaryota; Metazoa; Chordata; Actinopteri; Holocentriformes; Holocentridae
Gene: lin37
Product: lin-37 DREAM MuvB core complex component
Exons: 9
Coding region: 441-1172 (243 amino acids)
Biological process (GO): negative regulation of transcription by RNA polymerase II
Cellular component (GO): transcription repressor complex; Myb complex
Source: RefSeq, a predicted model, not a curated record
ACAGCGCGCGGAAGAGGAAAGUCUACUAUGCGCUGCGCAUUCGUCAAAACAAAGCUAAGUUAGCACGGUUAAAUUUAGCCAGCGAGCUAAGCAUUAAAACAGCGUGUCUAACUGUUAUAUCGCUGUCGGAUGUGUGGAAACCGUCCAAGCCUAGUCGUGGUGCUAAUUAAGUUUCGGUUACUUUACAUUUGCGAGCUAGCAGUCGGUCAGCCAGUCAGGUGAAGCUAAAUCGCAGCCGGCUAACUGGUCGUAAAGGUUUACAGUCUAACCUUUAGCUAGCGAAGGUUAGCAAACAGACGUUCUUACGGGGGGGUGGGCUGCGUGUGUUGCUAAGUAGCAGAGAUAGCUAAGUUAAAUUAGUGCCAGCAGUCCUGCCAUCACCUAACUCAUUAAGUGUUUUGAUUACAUUAGAUGAGAUUUCAUAAACAGGUGGAGAGACCAUGCACCAUGUCAAGAUCAAGACCGAGAGGCCAGAUUUAGAGGGGAGCGCUGCACGCAGUCGUUUGGAUGCAGUGUUGCAGGUCCUGGUGGAGAAGAGUGAGAGUGAAAGGGAGCAAAAUGAGGAUGAUUCUGGAAAAAUUGCGACAGACUCCUUAAGCAAGGAUUUGUCUCCAUCAUCUGCAGGGAAACGGCCAUCAACACGGUUCCCACAACACCGCAGGAAGAAGCGAAAAGAGAUGGAUGAGGGCUUACCAGAAAGCAACCAGCAUAAGCAAAAUGCCUACAUCAUUAAGUUGUUUGAUCGCAGUGUGGAUCUUGCUCAGUUCAACACCAGUACCCCUCUGUACCCUAUCUGCCGGGCCUGGAUGAGAAACAAUCCUUCUGUUCGAGAACGAGCAGCAUCUCCAAGUCCCGAUCACAGCAUGGGAGAGGAAGAGGGUACAGACAUGCUCAAUGGAAAGGGUCAGAAUGUGUACAAACUUCCUCCUCCAGCCUCGUGUCCAGUUAGCCCUUCUGGGGAGCCUGUCAACUUGAGGAUCCCCCCAACUGAAAAACCCACAGUUACUCAGCUGACAGACCCAGUUCCUGUUUCAGGUUCCCUGAUACGUGACCACAUGGAACGCUGGAAAAAGAUAAGGCAAAAAUGGAAGGAGUCAUCCAACAAGAAUCAGUUAAGAUACAGCGAGAGCAUUAAAAUCCUGAAGGAGAUGAAGGAGCUGUACGAUCGCUAACUGGCCGCUUUGCACGUCAUCGCCAUAGAGUGUGAUUCCAUGCAGUUGGAAAGGAGCCGUGGCAUCGCAGCAAAAGUUUGAACACCAACAUUUACACAGGCAAACCGAUGUAAGACAGCAUUAUCAGAACCUUAUGCCUUAAGUAGUCCAUUUUUCCUAUGCAUUGCAGGAAAACAAAAUCACAUUCAUUGUUUUAGUUCAUAGCAAUUCCUUUUAAGGAAUUAUGUUCCAGUGUGCUGUGGGACAGUGUUUUUGUGUGUUGCUAAUCUGUGUAUAGAUAUUUAAAUAAAUGAAUUAUCUCAAUAGAAGUAUUUCAACAGAUCCACUGUGACUUGUAUAACUGAACAUUGAAGAGGUUGAUUAAAGGCUGGUUUUCUUUUUCCAAA